Molecule: messenger RNA, 2217 nt
Organism: Urocitellus parryii (Arctic ground squirrel)
Lineage: Eukaryota; Metazoa; Chordata; Mammalia; Rodentia; Sciuridae
Gene: Vgll2
Product: vestigial like family member 2
Biological process (GO): regulation of DNA-templated transcription
Cellular component (GO): nucleus
Source: RefSeq, a predicted model, not a curated record
GCGCUCUGUCCGGGAGCGCAGCCCCGGCUAAAAUUGCAGGAGUGGGAGGGGAGCGAGCCAGCUGGAUCCCGAGUCGCUGAGCGAGCCGGCCCUCGCUCCGCCGCCGAUGACUCCGGAGCUCAGGCCCAAGCGCCGCCCAUGCAGCAUCCCUGAGCUCCGCCGAACCAGAGUUAAUGAAAAAUCAUUUAACCGUCUCCGCGGCGGGGAGCCAUGAGCUGUCUGGAUGUUAUGUACCAAGUCUAUGGUCCUCCGCAGCCUUACUUCGCAGCCGCCUACACCCCCUAUCACCAGAAGCUAGCCUAUUACUCCAAAAUGCAGGAAGCCCAAGAGUGCAACGCCAGCCCCAGCAGCAGUGGCAGUGGCAGCUCCUCAUUUUCUAGCCAAACCCCAGCCAGCAUAAAAGAGGAGGAAGGCAGCCCAGAGAAAGAGCGCCCACCAGAGGCAGAGUACAUCAACUCCCGCUGCGUCCUCUUCACCUAUUUCCAGGGGGACAUCAGCUCCGUGGUGGAUGAACAUUUCAGUAGGGCCCUGAGCCAGCCUAGCAGCUACUCCCCGAGCUGUACCAGCAGCAAAGCACCAAGGAGCUCUGGUCCCUGGAGAGCAGACAGCUCCUUCCCGAUGAACCAGCGCAGCUUUCCCGCCUCCUUCUGGAACAGCGCGUACCAGGCACCAGUACCCGCACCUCUGGGCAGUCCUCUGGCCGCGGCUCACUCUGAGCUGCCCUUCGCCACCGCAGACCCCUACUCUCCCGCGGCGCUGCACAGCCACCUGCACCAGGGCGCAGCCGAGGCAUGGCACCACGCGCACCCGCACCACGCACAUGCCCACCACCCGUACGCGCUGGGCGGCGCCCUUGGCGCCCAGGCCGCUGCCUACCCGCGACCCACCGCUGUGCAUGAAGUCUAUGCACCGCACUUCGACCCUCGCUAUGGUCCUUUGCUGAUGCCCGCCUCCUCUGGGCGCCCGGCCCGUCUUGCACCAGCUCGGGCACCCGCACCCGGCAGCCCACCUUGCGAGCUCUCCGCAAAGGGCGAGCCAGCCGGAGGCGCGUGGACCGCGCCCGGGGGGCCCUUCGUGAGCCCCGCGGGGGACGUGACCCAGGGCCUGGGCCUCAGCGUGGACUCAGCUCCUCGUUAUUCCCUCUGUGGUGCAUCCCUUCUGAGCUGAUCUGCUGACCCAGGGUUUCCCCUCCCUUUCCUUUCUGACCAGCCAUGGAGGCUCAGCAUCUGUGCCUCUCACUUCGUGGAUGAGGACACGGGGGGAAGGCAGAGACUUCAAACUUCUCCAUGUAUUGAGAAAAUUAAAAGGCACAUUUACAGAAAUCUCAUCUAAAGUUAAUCUCUUCCAAAAGAGCAGUUCCAGAGACUCUGAAUUAUUUUCAAUGAUUUUGGCCAAAUCACUGGAAAUAUCUGUGGUGAGAUUGUUUAGUCAGGUGAUAUGACACCAUAAGCUUUCAUGGAAUGGGAAAAAUAUUUUUCAUGCUGUUGUGAAUUAUUUCAUUAGGCAGUGUGAUCAAUACACUACUGAUGUCAACAUCCUCAGGUUUAAAAAUGUCAUUUAYAUCUGCAACAAAGACUGUGGUAGAGAAGUAAAAAGAAGCCAAUUCUUCCUUCUUCAAGGCUCAGCCUCCAGCUUCUUUCCUGCCCAUCUCCUUCCCACAACACCCACUCCAGACAGAAAGACACUUUUUCCUUUGGACUGUGAACAUGGAAGCCUCAGUCUGAAUGUGAAUGGCAAGUGGCUGAUCUGGAGCCACCUGCCCAAGUCUUACUGAAAUGCAGCUGUUGUAGGACAACUGUUUAAAACUCCAGAAAUACAUCGACCAAGGUGGCACUUCCCAGUGUUUGGCAGAACAAUUGCAAUUGCACUGGAUAUAUUAUAUAUAUAUGUAUAUAUAUCAUCUUUUUUACAAGGAACAUUUUACAAUGAAAGAAGAACCCUGCUCUGCCUUCUCUCCCACAAAUCCUGUCCCUCCCUUUAUCCUCCAGAUGAAAGAUGCAAUAAAAGAUUCCAACUGUCUCCAUGGAAAGGAACAAGAAAUCACCCACCACUAGGGGAAAAAAAAAAAUCUAUGGAGUAAACAACAUCUCGAAUAUUUUUCUCAGUCUCCAAGGUUGUGAGUGGUCACUUUUGUAUUGGAACAGGGGAAAGGGUCUGUGUGUGGGCAAAGGUGAAGGAGAUAAGGAAGAAGAAACAAACAUUAAAGAUGUCUAUUUA